CCAUUUUGGCCGGUACAGCAGCCUUAGAAUUGAAUAUCGCAUGAUGCGCAUUCCUAUUACCAAUUCCUCACGAUGAUAGCGACCUCCGAUCCUUCUACAGUGCCCACCACGAACGCGCUCCGAGCCGAGCUCAACUUGCUUGCACCAACAGUCCAUACUCUACGGUUCCUUCGUUCAAUACUCGGACUGGAAGAUCAAGACCCUGUUUCAACCACAAAAUGCAAAACGAAGAGGGCCCCCACGGCGACCAGGCCUACCAAACAUCAAGUCCCCACCAAUGGCAAAACAAAAGCCUCCCGCAGAGCUGCUCCGGGCUUGCAUAUACAUGAGGCAGUCAGCAAAGAGAGACCAUUGUUGUCCCAGGUCGAACGACGCCAAAUCGCCGCUGAGACUUUCAACGCUACCCUCAAACAGCUGAGCGAUGCCGCUAAGGCCGAGAAAAGCGCAGCAAAGUCGCACGCAGCCGGCACCACACCUGCGAAGCCCUCUCCCGCCGCACAGCCGCUCCAGGAACGAUCGCCAAAUAAAGAGACGCGACAGAAUGGUGUAGAUCCCAAAGGAAAGUUCGUUCACACAGAAGAAGCAGACUGGGAGGUGGUGGUGGGGUGUGCCCAGUCUGCAUUACAGUUUCUUCGCAAACGCCAGAAUGCGGAAGAAAAUGCAAAUCAAGACUCGUUGGAAGAUACUGAGGGCGCUGCGUUGUUGCUGCUAGACAGGACCAUCACCUUGGGCCUCCUAAAACAGGCGGAACUCCAGCUGGCCGACAUACAUCGACAGUACUGGGGAGGUGCAAGCAAAGACUUGCCACCGGAGAUGACCCUGGCAAGAUCUCUACUGGGUCGGCCGAAUGCAGCAAGUCAACUGUCCAGGUUUCGCUUCACGACCUCUAUGCAAAGCCAGGGUCUGCGUCUCGCCAUGUUGGCUGGCGCCAGGUGCAUAAGUAUGGACUUCCUCAAAUCUCUGCAAUUGAAGACGGUCGGAAGUCCAGCCUGGAUUACUCUACAGGGCCUUAACGAAGGUCGACAUAACUCUGAAGCUGCGGGUAUGCAGCUGCGUACUAUUUCCCUUGCCUUGUCGAAGCUGUAUUCAACUGCGACCAAAUCACCUACUGAGGCAACCUCUUCCAUCUGCCUCUUCGAGCUCUUCUGUACCGCUCUGGAGAUCAAAUUUGAAUCAUGGAGACAUCUAUGCCACACGGUUGAUCCAGGAGUAGAAGUCUGGCGCCUGUUUCAGGGUGCUGUAAAGAGGCUAUUUUCAAGUGCAAAAGACGUCCAUGCCUCUCUGGCACACGCCCUGCGGUAUCUAUGCUUGUUUCAGAAAUGUCUGAAGAAUACAAAUAUCGAGAGCUCUAUUCCCUCUACAAUAGUCGACAUAUUUUCACAAGUCACUCAAGAGACCGCAGCCAGCACAGAACUUCUCGCCCUGCUGGAAGAGCAACUGCUCACCGUGGACAAAGUCGAUCGCCUUGUCUUGGACUGCCAGAUAGCACAGUGGAAGUUGAAAGCAUAUUCCGGAGCAGUCAAAGCCGCAGUCGACUCCGCUCAAAGAGCGACUGAUACAUUCAAGAAGGCCCUCGACCUGUCCCAAGCGGACUUCGAACGGGUCUUACUGCACGCUGCUCAUCUACGUAAAACAGCGGUCGGAGUGGUGAUGGCCAUUGAGAAAGCUGGCGCCCGAGAUGGGAAGUCAGACCAGCUGCAGAAUACUGUCCUAAACCUAUUGUACACUUCGUGUUGGUUCUUCUGCAGUCAGAUACAACCGAAGGGAUCCGGAGUUACUGACGGGUCGGGAUCAUCGGGAAUCGUUUCUACGCUACUCAAGAAUGUCGAAGCAAUCUUGACCGUGGAAAAGUGCGCUGCGGCAUAUACAUCGACAUUGGCGUUCGAGGCUCUGGAAAAUUGUGCGACAAUACUCGAAUCUCUCGAGGCCGGCUCUUCUCCCAUCACUGCCGAUGUCUCACUGAGAUCGACCGUGGACCACCUGCGUGUGCGUCUUUCUAAUGCUUUCUGGUCAAGGUAUCUAGAAGCAGUCAAACAGAAGAACCUCCAUGAGCAAAUACAGGCCCUGCAAUUGUCUCUGCGCGGCCUGUCCGGAUUAUCACUCGCCCACCAAAAGGCAGCCUACCUUGCUCUAAAGAAUGAGAGACUAGCAGCAUGUUACGUGGAAUCGAAUGAGCUUGCACGGGCGAGAUUGGCGUUACAAAACGCCCUCGACUUCAACAUCAAAGAAGGUGCUCUCAGCGAUACCGUGGAACUUGCUCUGGCAGGCUCUUUGGAACGAGCCUGGUCGGGUCCAGACACAAAGGCUCUAGCCAGAAAUCUCACUGCCUAUGUUCGACUCUCCCUUCAACUAUCGGCUUGUGAAAAUGACAGCCUUUUCUAUGAUCACCAAUCACUUCCUGUUAUUCAUCGCGCAAUCCUGCUGGAAAAACAGAUAUAUGUAAUGGUGGACAAAGACUUGGGCGAGCGUCAGUUCAGGUCUUGUGUCUUACAGAUCAACCUCGUCCUGGAGCUCCUUCGCCGGGAGGAGUGCCAAGUUUACAGACUGAGACUCAGCAAUAACCUUUUUCACUGUGCACUAAAGAGACAAUUUCCACUGUCGAGGUGCUUGAUAGAUUCUGCGACUGUGGAGAAGCUUUUGCACAGUCACAUAAAUCCGAACGGAACCGUCUUUCUACGGGCAUAUGAGUCGGGGCUACGCUCUAUGCUCAAAAUGCAACACGGGUUCUUCACCAGCGAGAUAAGCAGCGAAGACCUGGAACAAUCCGUCCAGCAUGUCUCCCAGAUUGUUCGCCAUUGCAAAACCAUGGAUGAUGUGAGCAAUGCGCUAGACAACCUAGAAGCGGUAAUGAUGUCUCUACGACUUUCAGUCGACCGUGCGGGCAUCUUUGAGAAUCAUGGGCUUAGGCUUAUGGCUCUAGAAACCUUGAUCCAUAUGCUGGGACUUGGCAACCGAAUCCAGGAGCCUUCUAAGACGAGCGUACUCCUUCAAUUAGGAGAGCUCUAUAACACCCUGCAGGAUCUAGAAACUGCCGGAAAAACUUUCAGGCGAGUCGAGACAGCAAUGUCAUCUUGUACAGCUGACAGCCUGUUCGCUGCAGAAUUUGCGUUGGCAUAUGCGCAGCACUACUUCGACUCUGGAGACGUUGAACAGUGCUUCCAAUGCCUUGAUCGUGCUCACAUCGCGUGGGACGGCCGGCAAAGCUCGAUGACUUCUGGUAGCAUGCGUCUACGAGAACAAACGAUCCUCUGUCGCGCAGCCAUGGUCGCCUCCCGAUUGGCACACAGUCGGGGACAGCUCUUGGAAGCCACAACAAACGGCAGGCAGGCAGUAAAGAUUGCCGCAGCUAUCUGGAUGUCGAUCGAAAAGUUGUGGGAAGCUCACGACACUGUACAAAGAGAGGACUCCAACGACUCACAACUGCACAACCUGACAGUCGAUCUCUCCAAGCUCGACCUGUCUCUGCAGCACUCACCACAGCUGACUGUUCACGCAGCCCGACUCUGGCCACAAGUCAUGUUGUACAUUGAUGCCUUCAGAAACUUGGCUUAUCUUACCGCGCAUAGUGGCCUUUACCAGGAUGCUAUUUAUUUCUACGAGCAAGCCCUGAAAGUCGCCACGAAGACCAUGCAAUCCUCUCUUACUCGGCUGAUCUCCAGCGAGCUUGCUCUGGUGCAUGCUCGUGCCAGUCAACCUGACAAAGCAUCAACGACAGUUGAGCAUAUGCUGCCGGUCUCAAAUACCCACGACACUUCGGUGGUCCAAGCCCUCACUGCGAUCAACCAGAGUGAGGCGCACUUACUUCUGGGAGACGUUUCCUUGUGCCGCCAAUAUUUCCUUGAGGCAACCCGACUCCUACCGACAAGAAAAACACCUCAGAAGCAGAUCGAGGAUCAUCCGAAGGGCAAAGCUAAAGGUCUGAAAGCGCCUUCAAGGGCGUCUGUGACAAAGUCGUCGGCUCGACCGAAAGGGAGAAGUACUGUUGUGCUCGAGGCACCAUCGCCAAACCCAUUGUCAGCCUCGGCUCGUUCUCAGCUUGCCAAGGAGGCAGAAGAGCAGCUCUCUGCUUUACGAAUCAAGUUGAAUUUGGCGGAGGGUUCUUCAGACGUGACCCUCCAUGAUGAGGCCCCUGCAAGAUCAGAUGGCAAGGAAUCUUUGCGCAAUGCGACAAUGAAGGCUCUGAGCUUGGUCCGGCAAGCGUUGAAGAUGUUGUCCGAGGAUGCAGGUACGAAUGUGCUUGCAGAGACCGCGAUGGCUCUGCCUGUAAGAUAUAAGUCUGCCAGGAGAAGUGGCAGGGUCUCGUUUGUACAAAGUGCUGCAUCACCAAGCUUGGUCAAGAACACGAUACGAAGUCCGAAAGGGGACAACAGCCGAACUGGGCAGCGACCUGUUCAAGAUGGAAAGCAACUGCUUGUCGCUGCUUAUGAGAUUCUUCUGCGGUUGAAAGACUCCGCAAAGGCUGAAUUGUCCUCCGAUAUGGUCCACACCACUCACAAGAUUUGGACCCAGAUAAGUCUGCUUUCGACAGUUCUGGACCACUCCUUCGUCAAUUCAUCACUGGACCUUGUUCUAGAUACACUAAGUCCCAUGGAUGUGGUGAGAAUGCGAGAGCGCACAGUCAUGAGGAGCGAGAUGUCGACCACAGAGAAGGCUUUUGUUCAAAGCUGGCCAAGAUUGGGAACCUUUGAUGGUUCCCAUACCCUGACAGCCGUGCAAGACAUCGUAGACUUUGACAUGAGUCUACUUCCGGCUUCCUGGACCAUUGUUUCACUGGGCUUAAGCGAAGACAGGACUGAGCUUCUGGUGUCACGAAUCUACGCUGACCGGUCACCCUUUAUGCUCAGGAUUCCUCUAACAAGGCCCGACAUGUCCGACGGAGAUAACGAAGCGCUAGAUUUCGACAGCGCAAAGGCAGAGAUGCAACAGAUAAUCUCAAAGGCGAAUUCUUCUGCUCAUGACCCUCGUGGAAGCUCACCUGACAAGGCGAUGAGGAAGGCUUGGUAUGCUGAGCGACAAGAGCUUGACCGACAGCUGGCCACACUCCUGGACAAUAUCGAGAAUGUGUGGUUUGGUGGAUUCCGUGGAUUGCUCUCGGCUUCUGACGUUGGCGAGAAGAUGCUGUGCAAGUUCAGUCAGAGUUUCUCGCAGACACUGAGUCGACAUCUCCCUUCCCGGCAAAAGCCGCCGAAGCAAGCAAAGGCGAGAGUUGUGCUUCACAGCCACGUGCUGGAGCUCUUUGUGACGCUGGGCAAUCCACGAGAAGCAGACCUCGAAGAUUCAAUUACUGAUUUGCUGUACUUCGUUGUUGACAUUCUCCAGUUCAAUGGGGAGAAGAAUGCCUACGAUGAAAUCGACUUCGACGCAAUGCUAGUGGAGGUCUUGGAUGCGCUGCAUGGGUACCAUGAUGAGAAGGCAGAACGAGCAGAGCAGCCCAGACACACGAUUAUGGUCCUGGACAAAGCACUACAACUGUUCCCGUGGGAAUCAAUGUCAUGUCUGAAAAACUACGCAGUGUCGCGGAUGCCAUCACUUGGUACCAUCUGGGAACAGCUUCGCAAGAUGCAUGCGACAGAGAAUGAGCUCGAUGGCUACUGCAUUCCGAGUUCGGACGGCGCAUACAUUCUCAACCCUUCUUCUGAUCUGUUAUCGACACAGAAUACCUUUGGUAAAAUCUUCGUAGAUCAACUCAAAGGUUUCGAGGCGAUUGUCGACCGGCCUCCAAAAGAAAGCGAAUUUGAGACCAUCCUACGCGACAAGCCGUUAUUGCUUUAUUUUGGUCAUGGUGGAGGCGCCCAGUAUAUCCGGGGCCGGACCAUCCGCAAGUUGGAUAAGUGCGCAGUGACCAUGUUGAUGGGCUGCAGCAGUGCUAAGAUGACAGAAUGCGGAGUAUAUGAGCCAUAUGGGAUGCCUUGGAACUAUAUAAAUGGAGGCAGCCCAGCCGUCGUGGGAACAUUGUGGGAUGUGACGGAUCGUGACAUCGACCGAUUUGCCUUGGAAGUGAUGGCGGAUUGGGGCCUGAUCGAGGCUGACGGAGUGCCCGACUCGAAGCCUAAGUCAGGCAAGAAAAAGGCAGACAAAGACAGCCGGCCACAAAAGGGUCGCUGUAUCACGCAGCAACGGGGCCAAGUAUCUUUGGACCAGGCGGUUGCACAUGCUCGGGAAGCCUGCCUGUUGAAGUACUUGAACGGAGCAGCGCCUGUCAUGUAUGGGGUUCCGGUGUUCUUAGCAUGAGUGAUUUGGAUGGAUUCUUAUU
This is a messenger RNA of Exophiala xenobiotica, 6253 nucleotides long. RefSeq lists its product as uncharacterized. Bases 73 to 6231 code for a protein of 2052 amino acids. NCBI's taxonomy places the organism in Eukaryota, Fungi, Ascomycota, Eurotiomycetes, Chaetothyriales, Herpotrichiellaceae. The transcript has a single exon. Gene Ontology annotation, molecular function: protein binding; cysteine-type endopeptidase activity. Gene Ontology annotation, cellular component: mitotic spindle; nucleus; centrosome. The record is from RefSeq and is a predicted model, not a curated record. Gene Ontology annotation, biological process: proteolysis; meiotic chromosome separation.